AUGCUCAACCGAAUGCUUUUGAAACCUUUUGCCUUCGAGUUUCAGGCCAGGUCCUGCUCGGUUUCAUGGAUCGACGACUCGUUGUCUUUUUUCGGCGAAGAGCAGUUGGUCAAACAAACUGAAAAGGACGUGGGUGUGGUUUUUGGUGAGGUUUGGUGUCGCAACUGGUCAUUCACUCUUGAGACGAGAAACAUGCUCCCGUCCUUUGUACGUCCCGAUUCCGUCCAAACCCCCGUCGCUUUCACCUGUCCAGGCCAAGCGCGGCUCGCGCCCGGUCGGGGACCGGUCUGUGCCCUGCGGUCGCCAGAGGUGUCGACGUGA
This is a messenger RNA of Durusdinium trenchii, 321 nucleotides long. The record is from the annotation of a GenBank genome assembly. NCBI's taxonomy places the organism in Eukaryota, Dinophyceae, Suessiales, Symbiodiniaceae.